AUGCCUUUUGGUCUCAAGAAUGUUGGUGCUACUUAUAUGAGGUCUAUGACAACCAUAUUUCAUGAUAUGAUUCAUAAGGAGAUUAAGGUGAAUGUAGAUGAUGUCAUAAUCAAAUCCCGCGAGAGUUUGGAUCACUUGACUCAUUUGAGAAAAUUCUUUGAUCGCCUACGUCGAUACAAUUUGAAGUUGAAUCUCACUAAAUGUGCUUUUGGAGUGCCAGCUAUGAAGAUGUUAGGAUUUAUAGUCAGUAGGAGAGGCAUAGAGCUUGAACCUUCCAAGAUCAAGGCGAUUCAAGAGUUACCUCCUCUGAAGACCAAGAAAAAGGUGAUGAGUUUUCUGGGAAGGUUGAACUACAUCAGUCGGUUCAUAACUCAAUCCACCGUGGUGUGUGAGCCCAUCUUUAAGUUGUUGAAAAAAGGUGCCCUGACCAAGUGGAUCGUAGAAUGUCAAACUGUUUCUGAUGACAUCAAGAAUUAUUUGUCUAAUCUGCUGGUAUUGGUUCCUCCACAAGAAAGAAGUACUUUGUUGCUGUUUCUAUCUAUCUCGGAUAACACAUUUGGAUGCGUGCUUGGUCGGCAUGAUAAAACAGGGAAGAAAGAGCGAGCCAUUUAUUACUUGAGCAAGAAAUUCACUCCAUAUGAGAAGGCGAUAAAAGCACAAGCCUUAGCUGAUCAUCUUGCGGAGAAUCCAGUUGAUGAAGAGUAUGAACCACUCAAUACUUAUUUUUCCGAUGAAGAAGUUGCAUUUGUGGGUGAAGAUAUUUUGGAAGCGUACCCUGGCUGGAAAGUAUUCUUUGAUGGAGCGCCAAAUCACCAAGGAAAAGGUAUCAGAGUAGUUUUAGUGUCAGAAUCUGGUCAGCACUAUCCUAUGGCAGCUAAACUCCGAUUCGAUUGCACGUACAAUAUGGUAGAAUAUGAGGCUUGUAUUCUUGGUUUGAAGAUGGUCAUCGACAUUAAUGUGCAUGAGCUUCUAGUUAUUGGAGAUUCGAACUUGCUAAUUCAUCAGGUUCAAGGAGAAUGGGCCGUGAAGAACCCAAAGAUCACACCAUAUGUGCAGUAUAUACAGAAGUUGUGUAAGAGACUUCACAAGAUUGAAUUCAGACACAUUCUGAGGACACAGAACGAGUUGGCUGAUGCUCUUGCCACCAUUGCCUCAAUGAUUAAACAUCUGGAUAUAAGUUAUAUUGAUCCCGUGGAUAUAGAGGUGAAAGAGAAACCUGUCCAUUGUUCACAUGUUAAAACUGAACCAGAUGGUUUACAAUGGUAUUUUGAUAUAAAGAAGUAUUUGGAGACCGGGACUUAUCCUGAAAAUGCAACGUUCAAUCAGAAGAAAUCAAUAUGCCGUAUGGCUAACAAUUUCUUUCCAAGUGGGGAAAUCCUUUAUAAGAAAACUCCAAAGUUAGGUCUUCUCAUAUGCGUUGAUGCUAGUGAGGCUGUAAAGCUUCUGGAACAGAUACAUGCGGGAGUUUGUGGUACUCAGAUGAAUGGACUCACUUUGGCAACUUGGCGCAUGGAUGUCACUGGUCCGAUAGAGCCAGCCGCCUCUAACGGACACAAAUUCAGUUUGGUUGUCAUUGACUACUUCACCAAGUGGAUGGAAACAACUUCGUAUAAGUCGGUGAUCAAGAAAGUUAUAGCUGAUUUUGUUCGCAACAAUUUGAUAUGCAGAACGACUGUUAGGACAUCAAUUGGAGCAAUUCCAUACUUGUUAGUAUAUGGAACAAAAGCAAUUAUACCUACCGAAGUUGAGAUACCUUCCUUGAGAAUAAUUCAAGAAGCUGAAUUGAGUGAUGCUGAUUGGGAUGAGUACAAAGGGAAAUUUACACCAAAUUGGCAAGGACCUUACAUGGUUUGCAAAGUGUUAUCUGGAGGUGCCUUGGUCCUAUCGGAGAUGGAUGGCACAAAGUGGCCCAAACUGAUCAACUCAGAUGUUGUCAAGAGAUAUUAUAUGUGA
Messenger RNA from Solanum verrucosum, 1953 nucleotides. RefSeq lists its product as uncharacterized. Gene Ontology annotation, molecular function: nucleic acid binding; RNA-DNA hybrid ribonuclease activity. The record is from RefSeq and is a predicted model, not a curated record. Bases 1 to 1953 code for a protein of 650 amino acids. NCBI's taxonomy places the organism in Eukaryota, Viridiplantae, Streptophyta, Magnoliopsida, Solanales, Solanaceae. The transcript has 5 exons.